AUGGAGCCCUGGGAGGUGCUCUACGAUAAUGAAUCAGGAACACGUGGGGAUAACAUUUCACUACUCAGAGUUCUGGCUUCAUUUCCAAAUGCUCCUGAAAAACUACAUAUAAUUACUGUCUCUUUUUACAGUGAUGAAUUAAAUGACAAUCUCAUUGAGGACAAACUUGUUCAACUGAGAUGUCACUUUACCUGGAAGCUGCACAUUGAAGACACUGAACUGCAAGAUUUAGAAAACAGGGUCUUGGAUCAGAUUGAGUUCCUAGACCACAACUUCAAUGUGGGCAUACACAACCUACUGGCCUAUGUGAAACACCUGAAUGGCCAGAAUCAGGAAGCCCUGGAGAGCUUGAAGGAAGCUGAAGACUUAAUGCAGGCAGGGCACAUCCGCCAGUCAGACGCGAUAAAGCUGGUUACCUGGGGCAACUAUGCCUGGCUGUAUUACCACAUGGACAGGCUGGCGGACGCCCAGAUUUACCUGGACAAGGUGGAGAGCACUUGCAAAAAGUUUGCCAGCCCCUCCUGCUACACAAUGGAGUGCCCUGAGAUGGACUGUAAGGAAGGAUGGGCCUUGCUGAAAUGUGGAGGAAAGAAUUACGAACGGGCUAAAGCCUGCUUUGAGAAGGCUCUGGAAGUGGACCCUGAAAACCCUGAAUUCAGCACUGGGUAUGCAAUUGUUGUCUAUCGUCUGGAUGGCUUUAACAAAACACCACGCUCUCGUAAGACAUUUUGUGUGCAGCCCCUAAAACGGGCCAUCAGGCUAAAUCCAGGAGAUGCGUAUAUUAAGUGUCUCCUCGCCAUGAAACUUCAGAAUAUAGGACAACAAGCUGAGGGAGAAAAGUACAUUGAAGAAGCACUGGCCAACAUGUCUUCGCAGGCCUAUGUCUUUCGAUAUGCGGCCAUGUUUUACCGGAAAAAAGGCUCUUUAGGUAAAGCUCUUCAGCUCUUAAAAAUGGCUUUGCAGGCAACACCUUCCUCUGCCCUCGUGCAUCACCAGAUAGGGCUUUGCUAUAGAGCACAAGUCCAUAAAAUAAACAAAGCUACAAGCUGGCAGCCUAGAGGACCGGAUAGAGAAAAUAUCGACAGAAUAACAAAAUUAGCCAUAUCUCAUUUUGAAUUUGCUGUGGAACAAAAGCCAACAUUUGAAGUUGCUUAUACACACCUAGCAGAUAUGUAUUCAUUUGCAGGCAAUAGCAGAAAAGCUGAAGAGACUUAUCAAAAAGUGUUCUGCAUGAAAUCAACUGAAGAAGAAAAAAUGCAAGAGAUAUAUUUCCAGCAAGGUCGAUUUCAGGAAUUUAAAAGGAAAUCUGAAGUCGAUGCAAUUAUCUAUUAUUUAAAAGCAAUCAAAAUAGAAAAGCCAUCAUCUGUAAGAGACAGAAGUAUCAGUUCUCUGGAGAGAGUGGUUUUAAGGAAACUUCAAAGAAACCCAGUAGACAUAGAAAGCUUGAGCAUCCUUGGGUUCACCUACAAAUUGAAAGGAGAAAUGAAUAAAGCCCUGGAGUACUAUGAGCGGGCCCUGAGGCUGGCUGCUGACUUUGAGAACCCUGUGGGACACGCUCCUUAGGCGCUGAAAUAUGGACCACUUGGACAUUUCAUUUCAUUUUACGUUUAGGUGUACUAAUCAUCUUUUCUGCUUGCUGCUUUCAGAAACAUGUAACUGUUGAACAAUCACUCAAGCCUGAUAAAAUACUACUUGUAUUCCAAAAAGAGUGAAGUAGAAUAUAUAUGUCUCUCUGUGUGUAAGAAAGGAAGAGAGACAUAAACCAUGUCUCUGUGAAUGUUAUGUAACAGAAAUAACAGUUGGUUCAGUAAAUUUGUAGCAAAUAAA
This is a messenger RNA of Eptesicus fuscus (big brown bat), 1827 nucleotides long. Its product is annotated as interferon-induced protein with tetratricopeptide repeats 1-like. The transcript has a single exon. Gene Ontology annotation, cellular component: cytosol. The record is from RefSeq and is a predicted model, not a curated record. Gene Ontology annotation, molecular function: protein binding; RNA binding. Lineage: Eukaryota; Metazoa; Chordata; Mammalia; Chiroptera; Vespertilionidae. The coding region runs from base 1 to 1563 and encodes 520 amino acids. Gene Ontology annotation, biological process: defense response to virus.